AUGCCACGAGGACAGAAGAGUAAGCAUCGCUCUCGUGCCAAGCGUCAACUGGCUCGUAUUGAGAGACAGAUUCUUGAGAAUGCACAGUACAUUGCAGAGGAGGCAGAGUCCCCACCCUCCCUUCCUACUGUUGGUGAGGGUGCUCCCUUAAGCUCCCCUUCUGUCUGUAAUCCCCAGGAGUCUCAGGGAGAAAUAUCCUAUGAAUCUUUUGAUGCAGGGGCUUGCUGCAGUGGUUUUAAUGUGGGUGCAGAGGGUAUUGAUAAAGGUGCAGAUGAGGAAAGUCCCAUGACGUCUCAGGAAGUCUGCCCCACUCAGAUCCUAUGUAGAGACUCUUUUGAUUGGAAAACAAAUAGAUUGAUGCAGUACAUGCUAGAGAAGUUUAAAAAGAAUGAGCGGUUUACACAGGCAGAGAUGCAAAAGGUCAUGAAAGGCAAGUUGAAACAGAACUUACCUGAGAUCUUUAAGAAAGCAUCUGAGCACUUGGAGUUGAUUUUUGGCAUUGAGGUGAGAGAAAUAAAUCCCAAUAGUGAAACCUAUACCCUGAUCAAUAAGUUACGCCUCUCCAGUGACAGCAGUCUGAGUGGCAGAUGCAAAUUUCCCAAAACAGGCCUGGUGAUGAUACUCCUUGGUGUGAUCUUUAUGAGGGGCAAUAGUGCCAGUGAGGAAGAAAUCUGGGAAUUCCUUAAUUCCCUGGGGAUAUAUGCUGGGAGGAAGCAUUUAAUUUUUGGGGAGCCUCGAAAGCUCAUCACCAAAGAUUUGGUGCGGGAUGGGUACCUGGAAUACUACCGGGUACCUGGCAGUAAUCCUCCCCGCUAUGAGUAUAUUUGGGGUUUCAGAGCCUAUGUUGAAACUACCAAGAUGAAAGUUUUGGAGGUCUUGGCCAAGAUCACUGAUAGUGAACCUAGUUCUUUCCCUAGCCUGUAUGAGCAAGCUUUGAGAGAAGAGGAAGAAAGAAAAGAGAGAGCUGAAGCUGAAAAUAGCACUGAUGGGCAGGCCAGGGUUCCUUCCCAUGCUAGGUCCCACGCAUCCUCCCACAUUUAG
Dipodomys spectabilis (banner-tailed kangaroo rat) is the source of this 1041-nucleotide messenger RNA. RefSeq names its product melanoma-associated antigen B4-like. The coding region runs from base 1 to 1041 and encodes 346 amino acids. The transcript has a single exon. Lineage: Eukaryota; Metazoa; Chordata; Mammalia; Rodentia; Heteromyidae. Gene Ontology annotation, cellular component: nucleus. The record is from RefSeq and is a predicted model, not a curated record. Gene Ontology annotation, biological process: negative regulation of transcription by RNA polymerase II.